Molecule: messenger RNA, 1398 nt
Organism: Auanema sp. JU1783
Lineage: Eukaryota; Metazoa; Nematoda; Chromadorea; Rhabditida; Rhabditidae
Source: the annotation of a GenBank genome assembly
AUGAAGAGUUCAUCCGAUCAACUAUGGUCUAUUACUAGUUGUCGUCUACAGAUUAUUCUUCUUCUAAUGUUUUGUUAUUUCAUUUCUUCUCUCAUUGUUGUAAACUUUGCUCUGAACUUGACUUGCAUGGUAGUCGAGCGUCCAUCAAACGCUUCUAAAGCAAUGUUGAAUCCAAAAUGUCAAAGAUCUGUAAAUCGGACUCAUCAUUCCUAUGGUGGAACAUUAAACUGGUCAAGGCAUGACGAAGAUCUUCUAUUAUCAGCAACAUCAUGGGGUUCUCUCGUUGCUCAGCUACCAUCGAUGCUGAUUUCGAGACAGUUUCAAUCCAAAAAUGUUCUAUUUGUUGUCAUCUGUCUGCAUGUAAUCUUCAAUGUUCUGAUACCAUUGUGUGCAACCCAUAUAGGUCUCAUCGCCGUGUUUUGCCUCAGAGUUUUGAUAGGAGUGGCACAUAGUUUCAUCGAUGUAGCGAUAUUUUGUUUGAUUGAUAAGUGGUUUCCUAGCAGUGAAAGGAGUACUGCAUUAGCCAUAUUCUCUAUUGGAGGACAAGUGUCUGGCAUUGUUGGAGGACCAAUCACUGCUCAAAUAUGUGCAAGUUCUCUUGGUUGGCAGGCAAACUAUUACUUAACAAGUUUCCUUGGAGCUAUUUUCUGUAUUUGUUGGUUCCUCUUUUCUGCAGAGAGUCCACAGCAAUGUAAACGUAUAAAACAAGGAGAACUCGAAUAUUUAACAGAAAAUGUGCAUGUAGAAGAAAAAACUAAGAGACCUGUACCAUAUAUACCUCUUCUGACUUCAUUAGCGACUUGGGCUCAAUUUAUAAUCCAGGUAGCAGCUGGACUCGCUCAAAGCACUACACAGUCAUACCUUCCUUCCUUUUAUAAGGAAGUAGUUCUCAUAUCUGUCAUAAUGAAUGGAUACUUCAUAGCCAUUCCUAAUGUUUUCUCAUUUAUCGUUCGAUUGUCUUGGAGCAUCGGUGUAGAUAGACUGAAGAGGAAAAGUGUUAUAUCCAAUACAUUGUCAGUGAAAGUCUCUCAAGGAAUUUCUAGUUACUGCAUGUCUAUCUUUUUCAUUGUUCUCGCUUUCUUCAUAGAUUGCACCGAUCCCUAUGCUGCUUUAAUUAUUAGUUCAUUAAUAGCUUCUUGCCAAGCAUUAGAAUCUGCCGGCUACCAAACCAAAUCUCUAACGGCCAUGUCCAUGUUCUGGGCACAGUCUGCUCGUCUAUCCACUCCAUAUAUUGUCGGAGCGUUAAGAAAAAACAACCUACAUGGAUGGAGGAAUGUCUUUCUUAUGGUUUCGAUUGUUAAUACCAUCGGAGGAACUGCAUAUCUGACUAUGGGAUCAGGCGAGGAGCAAGAAUGGGCAAAGAUCUCAGAAAACGAAGAUAAAUUCACGAAAUUAUAA